This is a messenger RNA of Nothobranchius furzeri (turquoise killifish), 1169 nucleotides long. RefSeq names its product C-type lectin domain family 4 member E. Lineage: Eukaryota; Metazoa; Chordata; Actinopteri; Cyprinodontiformes; Nothobranchiidae. The record is from RefSeq and is a predicted model, not a curated record. Gene Ontology annotation, molecular function: signaling receptor activity.
AAAUGUUGUAAAGACAUCAUUUCCUCACUCUGCAAGAACACAACGCAACGCUAAGAGCUCAGUAAACAUACAGCGUGAUACCGGGAAUAAAGAUGCAAGACUACGUAAAUGAAGAGCCAAAACAGGAAAUAAACAAGAGAACAGGGAGAAGAGCAUAUUAUCUAAUGAUGCUUCUCUUUGGUGGAUUGUGUAUCACUCAAGCCAUCCUCAAUGUAUCUCUACGCCUCACAAGUCAUUGUGACAAAGAAUCGAUCAUCUCAGAAUGCAACACAACGCAGCCCAUUGAGGACAUAAAUUGUGAACAAGUCACGCCAGCCCAGUGCAAUAGAUUACGGGAACGAUCCAUCGCCUUGAGCCGGGACGUCAAAACCUUAGAAAAAACAAACCGUCAACACGUUGAAGUGAUAAAGAAGGUGGAGGAAGAAAGAAAAAGACUGAUAUCUAUGCUGAAUGAGAUGAACGGCUGUGUUCCUUCUCAACGGUGUCCCCUAGGAUGGACAGAGAUCAACUCCAGGUGUUAUUUCCUCUCCACAGAAGAGAAAAAAUGGGAAGAAAGUCGACAACAGUGUCAGAGUAAAGGCGCUGACUUGGUGGUUAUCAAUGAUGAAAAGGAACAGAAUGCCUUAUACCGUAUGAAUGGGAAUCAGUAUCUCUUGUUUUGGAUUGGUUUACGCAACACAGAUCGGACCUUAAAAUGGGUUGACGGUUCUGAACUGAAAGACGUGUUUUGGCAGGAUGGGCAGCCUGAUUUAGGUGGUGGAAACAACACUGAGGACUGUGUGGAAAUGUAUCACCAAAGUCCAGCUUUGGCCAACUGGAACGAUGUCUCCUGUCAGACUCUCCGCCACUGGUUGUGUGAAAAAGAUCUGUGCUUCAUUUUGUAACACCAGUUCACCAUAUAUGGUUACAUGUAUUUAAAAAAAACGUUUAAUUCAAUUUUUCAGUUAUUAGCACAGAAAAUAUUGUAAUGUAAAGCUGUUUGUACAUGUUUGAAAUUUUUGAGAGAAGCUGGCCAGCAGGUGUGACACAGGAAUUGUACUGCUGCCAAAAUAAAUGAUGCUUCCUGUUGCACAUUUUAACUUAGAAUGUAAAUUUGCUGUUUAUAAUUUGUGCUGUAAAUAAUGAAAAAAUUUUUUGAAAAUAUAAAGAAAUCCACUUUUUAAAAAGUC